AUCAACAUCAUCAUACCUCACCACAAAACUGCAUCCUUACGCAUCGGCUCCUCCGUUCCCCUGUCCCGUACUGGAGAAAGUUUGGCGAGAUCAGCAGAAAGGGACGUUCAGGCAGCAAAGAAAAGAUGAAGUUAAGAUUUUAAUUAGUAAAAAUGAGAUGAGGAUGAGAAACAGCAUGACACACGUGUAUGCUUUCAUCCAACGGUGAGACGAGCUAGCACCACCUCUGGACAAACACAUGGACUCUGUGGACCAGGCGCUGUUUCACACCCAAGGCAAUGGAGCUCGGAAAAAGGGUCGAUUUAAAGGUUCAGAUGGCAGCACUUCCUCUGAUACGACCACCAACAGUCUUGUUCGCCAGGGUUCGGCCGACUCAUACACCAGCCGCCCGUCCGACUCGGAUGUGUCCCUGGAAGAGGAUAAGGAGGCAGUGCGCAGAGAGGCAGAGCGCCAGGCCCAGGCACAGCUCGACAAGGCCAAGACCAAACCAGUUGCAUUCGCUGUUCGCACAAAUGUCAGCUACAGCGCCAGUCUGGAUGAUGAUGUCCCUGUACCAGGCAUGGCCGUCUCCUUUGAUGCUAAAGACUUCCUGCAUGUUAAAGAGAAAUUCAACAACGACUGGUGGAUUGGACGCCUGGUGAAAGAAGGCUGUGAAAUCGGUUUCAUCCCCAGUCCAGUGAAGCUUGAAAACACCCGUAUCCUCCAGGAGCAGCGAGCUAAGCAGGGCAAGUUCAGUAAAUUGGGAGCAAAUUCCUCCUCUAGUUUAGGUGAAGUGGUUCCAAACUCAAGGAAAUCUACUCCUCCGUCCUCUGCCAUUGACAUAGAUGCCACAGGCUUAGACCCAGAGGACAAUGAAGUCCCGACCAACCUGCGCUCCCCUAAAGCCAGUCCAAACACUGUCACACCCCUAGCAAAAGAGAAACGAAUGCCUUUCUUUAAGAAGACGGAACACAUUCCUCCGUACGAUGUUGUGCCUUCCAUGCGGCCCGUGGUUCUGGUUGGACCGUCACUGAAGGGCUAUGAGGUGACAGACAUGAUGCAAAAAGCUCUCUUUGACUUUUUAAAACACAGAUUUGAGGGAAGAAUAUCAAUAACUCGUGUCACUGCAGACAUUUCUCUUGCCAAACGCUCAGUUCUCAACAACCCCAGCAAGCACGCCAUCAUCGAACGCUCCAACACGCGCUCCAACUUGGCUGAAGUCCAGAGUGAGAUUGAGCGUAUUUUUGAGCUGGCACGGACGUUACAGUUAGUAGUUCUUGACGCUGAUACCAUCAACCAUCCAUCACAACUGGGGAAGACCUCACUUGCACCCAUUAUAGUCUAUGUAAAGAUCACCUCUCCCAAGGUGCUGCAGCGUCUCAUCAAAUCCAGAGGCAAGUCCCAGGCCAAACACCUAAAUGUGCAGAUGGUGGCAGCUGACAAGCUGGCGCAGUGCCCUCCUGAAAUGUUUGACAUCAUUCUGGAUGAAAACCAGCUGGAGGAUGCUUGUGAGCACAUGGCUGAUUACCUGGAGGCCUACUGGAAAAGCACUCACCCCAGCAGCUGUAGCCCGCCUGACCCACUCCUGACCGAGCUGCCCACGGAUCCCCUGCCCUCCAGCACAGCCCCUCUCCCUGCACUGCAGGGUGGUGUCACUGAACAGAGGAGUGACAAAGCUCUGGUAGAGAGAAAGAGCUCCAAAGAAGACCACCACCAGCACCAUCAUCAUCAUCAUCACCAUCACCAUCAGAGCCAGGAUCCGCCCACCAACGAGGCCGAGGAGGAGCUGGAGGAGGAGGCCGAGGAGGAGCGCACUGAGCCUUCAUCACGCAGACCUCAGCACGUUCACCACAGGUCGUCUUCCACCAGGACUGAGCACCACAAUCACCACCAUCACCACCACCAUCAUAGCAGCCGUGCCAGGGGCCUGUCCCGGCAGGAGACACUGGACUCAGAGACGCCCGAGAGCAGGGAGAGCAAAGAAUCAGCUUACAUGGAGCAGCGGACACAGCUCCUCCACCAGGAUGAGGAGGAGGAAGAGGAGGAGGAAGAGGAGGAGGAGGAUUUAGGGGAGGGGCACCCCCAGCAGCAACAGCGCUAUGAGCCAGUGCCUCAUCGGGACCACAAUCAUCACCAUCAUCACCACCAUCACAGAGGGGACGAGGCAGGCCACGUUACAGGACACAGUACAGGACAUGGUACAGGACAUGGCACUGGACACCACAGGUCCAAAGAGCGCGAGCAGGACCAUAAUGAACGCAACAAACAGCGCUCACACCAUCACCACCGGCCUGCCCGGGACCACCACCACCACUACUACGACCGGGACAGAGACAGGGACCGAGAAGGGGAGGUGGCUCCCAAAAAGAGGGGUGACACAGGGGAAUGGGCCAGAGACACAUACAUCCACCCAAACAGACAAAAACCCUAAAUCACAAAUACACUAAAGGUGGGCUCCUUAGAGAGACCAUCUUGUCGUCCAAUUGUGCUGCUACACCCCAAACCACAACAUCCUAUUUAUGUACACCUUUGUAAAUGCUGUUUUUCAUCAACAGGAGUUUUGGUAACAUAGAUACAAAUAUAAAUAUAUGUAUGUGUAUCUAUGCAUAGACAAUGUUUAUGUGUGGAUAUGCAUGACUUUCUCAAAUAUGCAUCUUAAACCUGUGUUGGUCAAGGCAUGACACAAAGGCAGAUAUUUUUCUGAAGCUGUGCUUUUUGUGAUUACCUAAAGUUUGUUUUGCUUGCUAUCACUUGAAUCAUGUGUUUCUUCAGACUACUACUGGGGAUAGUUUGAUUUACUAUAUCUUAGUUAUUUUUUAAUUAUACUGGGCAUAAAAAGACAUACUUCUGCCUCCUUUGAGGUGCUUAACAAUAAUGUCCUUUUACAUGAAGUGCUGUAUCUUUUUAUCUUUAUUGAAUCUGAUACAUGAUUGAUUCUGCACUUAUACUACUCAAAGUGUAAUGUUGUAAUUCGAUACAACCUCAAUUGUUACUGCACAUACUGCUGGUCCACUACCAAAUCCGAAUUUAGGUUAAUCUUUUUAUUAAGUCUGAUCCCUUUUCUAAUAAAUGUUGUUUAAGUCCCUUACUUUUUAAAUCCCAAAUUAUUCACUAAACAAUAUUUGUUUCUUGGGAUCUCCCUCAGUAAUGCAUUUCAAAGGUUGACUAAUAAAAAUGGGAAAAUUAUUAAUUAUAUUGUUUGUAUCCUUAAGUGUUUGGCUUUCCAAAUAGUUUUUAAGGUAUAGGUCAAACAGGUUUAAUUGCACUCUGGCCUUCUGUUUACAGGUCAAAACUAAUUGUAUUCAUCUGACAAUUGCACUUCAAACCUGACUCGUUUCUAUGCUACAAAGGUAGCAUUACAGAUUUUGAACAUUGUAUAUGUACAUGGGUAUGUACAUAAGAUGUCAUAUAUAAAUAAAGUUGGCAGCAAUA
This is a messenger RNA of Boleophthalmus pectinirostris (great blue-spotted mudskipper), 3411 nucleotides long. It is a transcript of the gene cacnb2a, whose product is annotated as calcium channel, voltage-dependent, beta 2a. Gene Ontology annotation, cellular component: voltage-gated calcium channel complex. Gene Ontology annotation, molecular function: high voltage-gated calcium channel activity; protein binding. The transcript has 14 exons. The record is from RefSeq and is a predicted model, not a curated record. Gene Ontology annotation, biological process: chemical synaptic transmission; regulation of voltage-gated calcium channel activity; neuromuscular junction development. The coding region runs from base 239 to 2410 and encodes 723 amino acids. Lineage: Eukaryota; Metazoa; Chordata; Actinopteri; Gobiiformes; Gobiidae.